AUGAAAGCCGAGAUGGACAUUAUCAUGGCCAUGCAUCUGGUCAAGAAAGCUUGGGUGUCUGUGCACUCGCACGUACUGAUCAAGGCUUUCAUGAAAGCAGAAUUCAAAUCCAUAUUGAUUCAACCGGUGAUGCAGCCACCAGAGGAUAAGUGCGAUUUGAUCGAGGACUUUACUCAUUAUGUGUCUACUGAUGAUCGUCAUUUUGAAGAAAAAAUUGCCUGUUUGGAAUUUGAUGAUGAAGAAGUGGCUCAUUAA
Echinostoma caproni is the source of this 255-nucleotide messenger RNA. NCBI's taxonomy places the organism in Eukaryota, Metazoa, Platyhelminthes, Trematoda, Plagiorchiida, Echinostomatidae. The record is from the annotation of a GenBank genome assembly.